AUGAUAGAAGAAACACAGAAAGGAAAGCGCAUAGGGCCGCUGCCUGGGGGUCGCCGGGGCGCGUGUGGAGCUGGCGCUGGACGCGGCAGCAUGCGGGCCGCCAGCCGAGCGCUAGGAGCUGCACGAUCACCUAGCAGCCCCUCGCAUCCAUCAUCCCCACCAAAAGGCUUGGUGUCAGCUGGGUUUUCUCGGACUCAGCAAACGGCACCCGCCGCUGGUGGAGCAUGUCGCAUGCGUUGGACAAAAUCUAUGAACGAAAACGCAUUGCGGGCGUACUAUAGGGCGAAAGGGGAAGAUACUGUGGGAAUAGCGUGUAGGUCUCGGAUGCAUUGCUUUUUUGCUGAGCUGGAGCCUUCUAUCCCCGUCACGGAACAAAACCUGGCAGACCGAGUUCGGUACGUCAUGCGCUCGAAAAUAUUUGAUGAUGCCGAACUCGAACGACUACGACGUGAGGCUAUUCCGUCGUCGAAUGAAUCGGAUAUGGCUGGAGAUGCAGCUCCACAUUCGACAGACCAGCAUCCACAUGUGGAAGCCGCCAUGGAUCUUCCAGUUAUGGUUGAUUCGAACGACGAUGAAAUAGUCUCCCACGAACUAGAGCAAAUGAGGAGUAUAUUGGAAGAGGCGAUUUUGGAAACGCAGCACCCCUCUCAAAAAUCGACCGCGACUUCCCCGCACACCCCUAAGCAAGCGAAAUCGGGCUGUCGUGAGGGCUCUUAA
This is a messenger RNA of Parnassius apollo (apollo), 717 nucleotides long. Lineage: Eukaryota; Metazoa; Arthropoda; Insecta; Lepidoptera; Papilionidae. The record is from the annotation of a GenBank genome assembly.